This is a messenger RNA of Salvia miltiorrhiza (redroot sage), 1582 nucleotides long. RefSeq names its product ubiquinol oxidase 4, chloroplastic/chromoplastic. Gene Ontology annotation, biological process: alternative respiration. Gene Ontology annotation, molecular function: alternative oxidase activity. Bases 204 to 1169 code for a protein of 321 amino acids. The transcript has 10 exons. NCBI's taxonomy places the organism in Eukaryota, Viridiplantae, Streptophyta, Magnoliopsida, Lamiales, Lamiaceae. Gene Ontology annotation, cellular component: mitochondrion; thylakoid. The record is from RefSeq and is a predicted model, not a curated record.
UUCCGAGGUGUCAACUGUCACCCCCCAUAUUCAGAUCAUAUUAUACACGUCUGACGUCUCCUCGCUGUUUCUUUAACUGAGCUAUACUUAUUUAGGUUGCAAAUUUGCUGUUUGCUUCGCACCCGCGAAAAACUCGCCGUUUUAAUUGCUCCGCCACUUUACAUGAGCAAGCUUAUAUAGAGGCAUAAGGGAAGAAGCAAGGAAUGGCGAAUUCCAUUUCUCCCCUCCACUUUUCACGAAUUUUAAUUUCGCCGCCCUUUCUCCUGAAAUCGAACGGUUUGGGAGUUUCUUCUGUUUUAUGCAAUUCUGCAAACCCUCUUCGUCUGUGUUUGGAUUCCGGUCAUCGCUCUGCUUCGCGACCACGGCCCAGUAAAAGGUUGGUUAGAGUUCUAGCUAAAAUAUUGCAAGAGGAUGAAGAAAAAGUGGUCGUGGAGAAAUCAUUUAAUCCAAAAGGUUUCCCAGAAAAGGAAAAAGAAGGAACAUCUGGCUCGCUGCCAAGUGAUGGUUCCCCGUCCUCUAGUGGGUUGGAGAAGUGGACUAUAAAACUGGAGCAGUCUAUCAAUAUUCUUCUCACAGACUCGGUGAUAAAGAUCCUUGACACUUUGUACCAUGAUCGGGAUUAUGCAAGGUUUUAUGUUCUUGAAACCAUUGCGAGGGUUCCUUAUUUUGCAUUCAUGUCUGUGUUGCACAUGUACGAGAGUUUUGGAUGGUGGCGACGAGCUGACUACUUGAAAGUUCAUUUUGCUGAGAGUUGGAAUGAGAUGCAUCAUUUGCUUAUUAUGGAAGAAUUAGGGGGGAAUUCUUGGUGGGUUGAUCGGUUCCUUGCUCAACACAUCGCAGUCUUUUACUAUUUUAUGACUGUGUUUAUGUAUGCAUUGAGCCCAAGAAUGGCGUAUCACUUCUCAGAAUGCGUGGAGAGUCAUGCUUUUGAAACUUACGACAAGUUUAUCAAGAGCCAAGGAGACGAGCUGAAGAGACUGCCUGCACCUGAAGUUGCAGUGAGAUAUUACACCGGAGAUGACUUAUACUUGUUUGAUGAAUUCCAAACCUCAAGACCUCCCAAUUCUCGAAGGCCAAAGAUAGACCGCGCCACGGUGAACUUGAACCCAAGACCUUUGGUCUUAAGCAUUAACCACUCUACCGCUAGGCCAACUCACGCACACACAUAAUCUAUAUGAUGUAUUUUUUAACAUAAGAGAGGAUGAAGCGGAACAUUGCAAGACGAUGAAGGCAUGUCAAACUCCUGGUAACCUCCGAUCACCUCACUCUUACACCGAUGCUUUGGAAGAUGAUGCAGGCUGUAUUCUGCCUCAAGCAGACUGCCAAGGCAUUGCCGAUUGUAUAAAGAAAUCUAUUAGGGAACCACCAUCUGUCAGCAAAACAUGACCUGCAUUAUAAGAUAUGAACAAGUAAAUCUGCAUAGAAAAAGAAAUACGUGCUGCUGUGACUUAGCGCAUCCAAUUUUCUCAUGUUCAUGUAUAUUUUCUGGUUAGUCAAUAUUACAUCUCUGAUUGACAGAUAUCAGUGGAAAUUAUAUAAUAUCUGAAAUAUAGGCCUUAUGAGGAGAACGCAUCUCUUUAAA